AUAAGCAUGCAUCUCUAUAUAAUACUACAUCGAUCAGCUUCUCUCUCGGUCAAGGAAGAGGCGUAACGCACAGUGAAAAUUGAGAGCAUUCAUCAACUCUCAAGACACACGAGAAUGAGCUUUGUCGUGACGAAGGCCCCGUCGGUGGUCGUGAGGCCAUCGGAGCCGGUGACGACGGCCGCAGAGAGCAUCAAACUCUCGUCCUACGACAAGAUCGCCGGUGCUUCCGGCCCACCGACGAUCCUCCUCGUGUUCGAGCAUCCGAUCGACGAACCUGCCGAGACGAUCAAGAGGUGUCUGUCCCAAGCACUCGUCCAGUACUAUCCCCUGGCCGGCCGCCUUGCCCCAGGAGCAACCUUGGGCGAGACCGUCAUAAUAUUACGCACCACCGGGGAGGAAGAAGAAGGAGUGCCGUUCGUCGCCGCGUCGGCGGACUGCGCCGUGAAAGAGCUGCUCCGGCCGAUCGACGCCUGCAAGCCGCUGCUCGACGACCUGGCCAUGUACUACCCGGGCGGCAGAUGCGGCCCCGCUGACCCUUUGCUGAUGAUGCAGGUGACGGACUUCUCCUGCGGCGGGUUCGUCGCGGGCGUGACGUGGAACCACGCCAUUGCCGACGGCGCCGGGAUGGGCCAGUUCCUGCAAGCCGUCGGCGAGCUAGCACGCGGGCUAUCCUCGCCUUCCGUGAUCCCCGUCAGGCACUGGGACGACGACACGCCGCUGGCGUGCAUCCCGCCAUCCAACAUCUACGACAUGAUGCUCGCCGCGCGGGGAAUCCAGGCGUUCGACAUGGCCACGCUCGACGUCACCAUCCCGUCAAGGAUAAUCAACAACAUCAAGGCCAGAUCCGCGGCUGCAGCCACGUCCAACGACGGCCGGCGUCCCCGGCCAUGCAGCGUGUUCCAGGCCGCCAUGGCCGUGCUGUGGCAGUGCCGCACCCGCGCGAUCAUGUCAGACCCAGGGGCCCCGUCGGCUCUCCGUUUCACGGCAAACGCCCGCAGCUUCGUCGGGGGCAAGGCCGGGUACUACGGCAACUGCGCCACGGCGCAGCUCGUGAUGGCCUCCAGCGGGGCGGUGGCCAAUGGCGAUGUCAUGGAUGUCGUCAGGAUGAUCCAGCACGCCAUGGACCAGAUACCUGAGCAGUUCAGCGACGAGGGAGACGUGAUGAACACCGUGAAGAUGAUCCAGCGGGCCAAGGACGCCGGGAACACUCUGAUGGAUGCUGACUACCGGUUCAGUAGCGGCAAUAUCGGGCAGCUGGGCGCCCUGCUUGGGUACAACUUCUGUAGCGUGACGAGCAGCAGGAACCUUGGGUUAGAGGAGGCUGAUUUCGGCGCGGGGAAGCCGGCCAGGGUGAUCCCCUACAUGCAGCACGAGGUGAGGUCGCCGUUCUGUGUUUUGUGCCCGCCGUGCCAAGGGGUGGACGGCUGCAAUGUCUUGUCUCUGUGUGUUAAGCAGGAGCACGUCGACGCCUUCCUCGGAGAAUUAGCAAGGUUCGCCUGAUUUGCAAUGUCUUGUCCUUGGUACUCCCUCGUACUGCAUAAAAGGAGUCGUGUCCUUGAUACAAACUUUGUACUAACUUAGUAUAAAAUGGAUGAUAUUUUUUAUGAAUGAGAGGGAGUAACCAGGAGUAUUUGUUUUGGGCCAUUAGCGUGUUCCUUUUUUUAUUCACGUGUUCACAUCC
Brachypodium distachyon (stiff brome) is the source of this 1681-nucleotide messenger RNA. RefSeq names its product acyl transferase 15. The transcript has a single exon. The coding region runs from base 115 to 1500 and encodes 461 amino acids. Lineage: Eukaryota; Viridiplantae; Streptophyta; Magnoliopsida; Poales; Poaceae. The record is from RefSeq and is a predicted model, not a curated record.